GGCCGCCAUUUUGGUGUGUGUAUGUUAGUGUGUGUGUGAGAGAGAGAGAGAGGACCAGGAGCCGCGGCGGAGCGGAGUCUCCACACACACACACACACACUCCGGUGUUUUAUAUUCACACACACUCACCUCAAACAUUCAACUCACCGCCGCCGCCAGGUUGGAGACACAGCAUGGCAUCGGAUCAGGUGAACGGUAACGGUGUGGACGAGCCCAUGGACACGUCCUCCACGUCCACACACUCCGAGAGCUUCCAGUCCUUACUGCAGGCGGGGCUACCACAGAAGGUGGCUGAGAAACUGGACGAGAUCUACAUUGCAGGCUUGGUAGCACACAGUGACCUGGACGAGCGAGCGAUCGAGGCUCUGAAGGAGUUUAAUGAGGACGGGGCGCUUCAGGUCCUGCAGCAGUUUAAAGAGAGCGACCUGUCUCACGUCCAGAAUAAAAGUGCCUUCCUGUGCGGUGUGAUGAAGACGUACAGGCAGAGAGAGAAACAGGGGACCAAAGUCACAGAGUCCAGCAAGGGACCAGACGAGACUAAGAUCAAGGCCCUGCUGGAGAGAACCGGAUACACACUCGACGUUACAACAGGACAGAGGAAGUAUGGAGGACCGCCUCCGGAGUGUGUGUACACGGGCCCUCAGCCCUCCAUUGGCACGGAGAUCUUCGUGGGGAAGAUCCCUCGGGAUCUGUUUGAAGACGAGCUGGUGCCGCUGUUUGAGAAGGCGGGUCAGGUCUGGGACCUGCGUCUGAUGAUGGACCCCCUGAGCGGUCUGAACCGCGGCUACGCCUUCAUCACCUUCUGUACUAAAGAGGCAGCGCAGGAGGCCGUGAAGCUGUAUAACAACCGUGAGAUCCGACCCGGGAAGCACAUCGGCGUGUGUAUAUCGGUGGCCAACAACCGGCUGUUUGUGGGUUCCAUCCCCAAGAGCAAGACCAAAGAGCAGAUCCUGGAGGAGUUCGCCAAAGUCACAGAGGGCCUGAACGACGUGAUCCUGUACACGCAGCCGGACGACAAGCGGAAGAACCGCGGCUUCUGUUUCCUGGAGUACGAGGACCACAAGUCGGCGGCUCAGGCCCGGCGGCGGCUCAUGAGCGGGAAGGUGAAGGUUUGGGGUGCGCUGGUGACGGUGGAGUGGGCCGACCCCAUCGAGGACCCCGACCCCGAGAUCAUGGCCAAGGUGAAGGUGCUGUUCGUGAGGAACCUGGCGAACAGCGUGACGGAGGACAUCCUGGAGAAGACCUUCGGGGAGUUCGGGAAGCUGGAGCGGGUGAAGAAGCUGAAGGACUACGCCUUCGUCCACUUUGAGGAGCGUGAUGGUGCCGUGAAGGCGCUGGAGGAGAUGAACGGGAAGGAGCUGGAGGGCGAGCCUGUGGAGAUCGUGUUCGCUAAGCCUCCAGAUCAGAAGAGGAAAGAGCGCAAGGCACAGAGACAAACUGUCAAAACACAGAUGUACGAUGAGUAUUACUACUACGGUCCUCCUCAUGUUCCCCCGCCCCCUCCCAGAGGACGUGGUAGGGGCGGAGCCCGAGGUGGCUACUCGUACCCUCCUGAUUAUUACCCUUACGAAGAUUACUAUGACUACUAUGGCUACGAUUACCAUGGUUACCGCGGCGGCUACGACGAGCCCUACUACGGCUACGACGACUUCCAGGUGCGGAGCCAGCGCGGACCGAGGGGCGGACCCAGAGGAGGACGCGGGGCGGGGCCUCCGAGGGGCAGGGGCGGGUUUCCCCAGCAUGGAGGAGGAGGAGGCGGCGCCGGACCGUCCGGAGGAGGCGGAGCGAGGCGGAGAGGAGGCGGGGUUCGAGGGGUACGUGGCCGCGGUGGGAAUGUAGGAGGCAAACGCAAAGCCGAUGGCUACAGCCAGCCCGAUUCCAAACGGCGACAGAUUAAUAAUCAUAAUUAUAACGGUAAUCAGAACUGGGGCUCGCAGCCGAUCGCACAGCAGCCGCUGCACGGUGCCAAUAAUUACGGCUACAAAUCUGACCAGGAGUUUUAUCAGGAUUCGUUCCAGCAGUGGAAGUAGACCAAACCCUAUAGCUUUGCUUUUGGUUUGAGUUUUAUUUCUCUAUAUAUAUUUUUUGAUUGGGCUCCAUAUAAAACAUGUCAGAGUUUUCAAAACGUGCUUCUUCUUCUUCUUGUACAUAUUUUUUAAAGCUCCAUGUGGACUUCCUGUCACACUCCUUCCACACACUGGGUUGUGUUUUAUUUUGUAAUUUGUUUUACAAUCAACUCGUACAUUUUAAUUCAAUUUGGAGGGAAGAAAAAAAGGAUAUAAAACUUUACAAUGUGCUGAAUCUUGUCUAUUGGCUAUUUCAUGUGUGUUUCUAUAGCAGGUUUUUGGUCUUUAUGUUUUAAGUAGGAACAAACUAAAGAAAAAAAAAAAACUAAAGAUGCAAACCAAAAGAAAACGAAAAAUUUGCUCUUUGUAUGUUAAUAUGCUAGUAAAAGUAGCGUGACUUGUUUUCUCUACAUUUUGGCUUGUAAUUCUUUUGCUGUCUGUCUGCUGCUCUAAAUAAAAACAUACACGCAUAACCGUGUACAAAACUCAA
This is a messenger RNA of Clarias gariepinus (North African catfish), 2556 nucleotides long. RefSeq names its product synaptotagmin binding, cytoplasmic RNA interacting protein (gene syncrip). The transcript is spliced from 11 exons. The coding region runs from base 174 to 2030 and encodes 618 amino acids. Gene Ontology annotation, cellular component: nucleus; ribonucleoprotein complex; CRD-mediated mRNA stability complex. Gene Ontology annotation, molecular function: mRNA 5'-UTR binding. The record is from RefSeq and is a predicted model, not a curated record. Gene Ontology annotation, biological process: CRD-mediated mRNA stabilization. NCBI's taxonomy places the organism in Eukaryota, Metazoa, Chordata, Actinopteri, Siluriformes, Clariidae.